AUGGUGCGUUCUGCGGCCUUCAAAUCAUCAGUUUCUUCGGCAUCGACGGUCCGUUCUGUUGUUGCUGAUAUUCGGCUGGAGGACUCUACAGUUGCUGGUGUGGCCUUUGUUCUUGCAGUUGCUCGACUUCGGGCAUUCCACGAGUUUCUGUACAAUGGCCUUCUAUACGAUCCAAAUUAUCAGAGUGUAGUGAACGUGCAGUUCCUUAUGCAGCAGCUUAAGUCCCAUCUAAUCAUGGCCAGAGAACGCCACUGUUAUCUUGGGAAAUGA
This is a messenger RNA of Gongylonema pulchrum, 270 nucleotides long. Lineage: Eukaryota; Metazoa; Nematoda; Chromadorea; Rhabditida; Gongylonematidae. The record is from the annotation of a GenBank genome assembly.